AUGUCUGUCUCCAUCACGACCACCACGUCCUCACCCACCCGCCUCCACGAGGACCCUCUCGCCUCUGCGGACGCCUGCGGCGUGGGCCUGGAUCUCAACCAGGUUGCCGUCAACUGCGUCCUCAAGCAGCAGCCCAUCUCCGUCACCCUCAAUGGGCCCGCAAUCUUCACCUUAUCUAUGAGCCUGGCCCUUAUCAUACACUUUCUCGAGCCCAGGAUCGCAGAGUUCCUCAUCAUCCUCGUGCCCAUCCUCCUUCUCGUCCGCAAUGACUAUCAGAACUUCCUCGGCCUCGGGCCCGGGGGCACGCCGGCCACGUUCCAGGGCUACAUUAGAAUAGCCUGGCUCCGGUUGUGGGCUCUCCGGGAUCCCUUCACCGCACCGGACCCAAAGCCCAACAGCCUCCCCAGGAGGGGCAUCCUCAUCCGGCAAAAUGACGACCAGAGCUUGAGCCGGCUGCCGUACCGCCCUGGGCCGCGUCCGCUGGUCGCCGGGAUCGCUCCGCAGCGUCAACUCGACCAACACGGGACAACUUCGCACUACUACGCCCUGAGGCAGACACUUGAGCGUCUCGCGGCCGAGAAGCCGCUCAAAUUCGGCACGGCGAGGUCAUGUCUCGAAAAGCAUGGCCUCGGCCUAUUUGCGCGGCAUCCAGUCAACGUGACCUGCAACGGGGAGGUGUGUCAUGUUCACGACUCAGAUCACUCGUUGCACAUGAGCCUGCAUCCCGAAGACAUCCGAGAGGUCCUCGCCAAGGGAUGGGGCCAGCGACAUCCGCUUGCGUGGAAAGGAAGACUCGUACAGAUGCCUGUGCCGGAGGAGUUCAUCAUGGUAUACGCGCCGAGAGACGACCAUGAACUGAAGAUUGUAUGCCGCAUUAUCGAGGCAGCUAUCUGGUACGUCGUCUCCGAGAAGACUGAGAUCAAAAUCGAGAAGGCCAUCUAA
Colletotrichum chrysophilum is the source of this 942-nucleotide messenger RNA. RefSeq lists its product as uncharacterized. Lineage: Eukaryota; Fungi; Ascomycota; Sordariomycetes; Glomerellales; Glomerellaceae. The record is from RefSeq and is a predicted model, not a curated record. The transcript has 2 exons. The coding region runs from base 1 to 942 and encodes 313 amino acids.